Molecule: messenger RNA, 939 nt
Organism: Choloepus didactylus (southern two-toed sloth)
Lineage: Eukaryota; Metazoa; Chordata; Mammalia; Pilosa; Megalonychidae
Product: olfactory receptor 5-like
Exons: 1
Coding region: 1-939 (312 amino acids)
Biological process (GO): G protein-coupled receptor signaling pathway
Cellular component (GO): membrane
Molecular function (GO): olfactory receptor activity; G protein-coupled receptor activity
Source: RefSeq, a predicted model, not a curated record
AUGGAGAGGACCUGGGUGUUGACCAACAUGACCAGAGUCCAACAGUUUGUCUUGCUGGGUUUGUCCACAAGGCCAGAAGUAAGAGAUGCCCUAUUUGCCAUCUUCCUCACCCUCUACCUGCUGACCGUCCUGGAGAACACGCUCAUCAUCUAUCUCAUCUGCAGUCACAGUGAGCUGCACAAACCCAUGUACUUCUUCCUGGGCAACCUGAGCUGCCUGGAGAUGUGCUACAUGUCAGUGACCAUGCCCAGCCUGCUUGUGGGGCUGUGGAAUGGACCCUACCACAUUUCUUUCACAGCUUGCAUGACCCAACUUUUCUUUUUUAUAGUCCUCAUCUGCACGGAGUGCACCCUGCUGGCCUCCAUGGCCUAUGACCGCUACGUGGCCAUCUGCCGCCCCCUCCUCUACCCACUGCUCAUGCGGCCCCAGACGUGCUUGGGCUUGGCCAUGGCUUCAUGGCUUGGUGGGCUGGUGGUUUCGGUGGCCAAGACGACAUGCAUUGCCAGCCUCUCCUACUGUGGCCCCAAUGUCCUUAACCAAUUUUUCUGUGAUAUCUCCCCUCUGCUCAACCUGUCCUGCACCCACGUGGCCCUGACUGAGUUGGUGGACUUCAUCUCCGCCAUCGUCAUCUUCUGUGGAACUCUGCUAGUGGCUUUGGCCUCCUACUUGGCCAUCGGGGUGGCUGUGCUGAGGAUGCCUUCAGCUGCUGCCCGGCACAAGGCCUUCUCCACCUGUGCCUCCCACCUGGUUGUCAUGGGCAUCUUCUACUCAGCAGCUCUCUUCAUCUACUGCCACCCCAGUCGCAUCAAAUCCAUUGACCUCAACAAGGUGUUGUCAGUCAUCUACACGGUGCUCACACCCACGUGCAACCCCAUCAUCUACUGCCUGAGAAACAAGGAGGUCCACACAGUGCUGUGGAAAUCUCUCCACCAGCCGUGA